GUCAGAAACUUAGUGCCAUACUUUUAGCUCUAAAGCUAAAGCUAAAGCUCUAAAAACACAACAAUAUUUGAAGUAAUCACCCAAAAACAAGGCUAAAACAUGACAGAAACAAAGGACACGUUUCAGCUGACCAGAAAACCAUUGCCUACGAUCAGACCCAAGACGAUUUUACGUAGCAAAUCAGUGGCGGUGAACGUGAUUUACGAGGGGAAGAACGUAACACCCAGACACCUCAAUCCCAACAUCUACAGCAUGGGAAAGGAACGGCAAAUCACGGUUUAUGAUGAGAGUUCUUUAUCAGGGAAAGCAAGCGGUACCGUGGUGACCUUGCCAUCGGACACAACGAAGACUUCUCUUAGAUUUAAAACCGAAAUGCAAACGGGAACCACCUUUCAAGGCAGCAUUUUUCACGGUACUUAUGGCUUUCUGGAACAGCUGGCCCAAGCAGAUUUGACAGAGAGCACAGGCCAGCCCAGUACAAGAACAGAGUCUGAUGUUUUUCCAUCCAGCGUCAGCUUAUCGGAUAAAAUGCAAAGAACGCCUGCACACGUCAGUCUGGUGCUCAGCGAAACUGACACUUUCAUGAUUUUGGAUAUGCCGAGUUGCACAGCGGUGAAGGAUUCAGAAGAAGGUAUUCUGGUUGACGAGAAAAACAAAGAAUACGAAUUUCUGACAGAAGGCAAAGGCAGAAACAGGAAGGUCGUCAAUGCUGAAGCCCAAACAGUCCAAAUACUGAAGAAAUCGAGAAAUACACUGGCAGAAGUAGUGAAGACACAUGACAGGCAUGCUUUCGCUUCCAACUGGGAGAUGUACGACACUUACCACGACAACGUCAACGCUGUAUCAGAUGAAUCAGAAGAUUCUGACAAGAGUGAAGAAUUCGACUUUAAUGUUGAUCUCAAAGAAACCACAGGUUCUGUUGACAGUUUCCGAAUGUCAACUGAAGAGAAACAGUUGCUCAGACUGAUGAAGAACCCGAGAUUUCAAGAGGCAGUCUGCGUAAUAGAGAGGUUGCUCGCGAACAAUUGCUACAACGAGCAACAGAAACGGUUUAGAGGUCUGUCUGAUCCAGAUGAUUUUCGAGAGGAUAUCGAGUACAAGUAUAGGUUGAAUUUGUUGUGGACAUUCGCCAAUUCUUCUACCACAGGAAGAUGUGUUACAUGUUUGGAGUGGAAUCCGACCCAUGAAGACCUCUUAGCUGUAGGAUAUGGCAAAUUCUACUUUGCUGACAUUUGUACUGGUAUGGUGAUGGUAUGGAACAUAAAAAACCCGGUACAACCAGAAAGAGUCUACGAGUUUGCCGAUCCAGUCACCACACUGAGUUUCUCAAAGAGGAACCCUAAUCUUCUGGCUGUAGGUUUUUACAACGGACACGUUAUAGUGAUUAACGUUUCAAACAGGGAACUACAAAUCGUAUCAGAAAACACGCCAUCUUUCGAAGCGGUUUGGUGUGUGGUCUGGAGAAUUAGCUUUGAUGAAUCCAGAGAAAAGGAACAAGUUUGUGCAUCUUCUGAUGACGGUAGAGUCAUUUUCUACACCGUAGAGAACACUCUAGAAUUGCAGACCCAGCAAAUGAUGAGAGUGGCCAAAGCCGAUGGCAAGCUAAAAGGCUACAACUCGAUGAGGAAGUGCUCCAAUCUGAGCAUCCCAGUAUCCAGAUACGCCGGUGCCAGGUUCAUAAGAUGGCAUCCAGUCGAUCCGAACAUCUAUCUAGUGGGUACCAACGAGGGAGUGGUUCACAAAUGCUCCACGAACUAUUUGAACCAGCAUUUAGAUCUGUUUCUUACCCACGAUGGGCCAAUCAAUGAACUGAAGUAUUCCCCGUUUACUGACAAGAUCUAUGCCAGUUGUGGCGAUGAUUGGCAUCUAAGGAUAUGGGCAGAAGGAAUAUCAGAACCUUUACACGAACUAUUUGUCAGCAUGCUCUCAGUACAAGCGAUGGAUUGGAGUCCAACACAUUCUACAAUUCUGGCUACAGUCUAUGGCAAAACCAUUCUACUGUGGGACUUCCAAAGAAAAGUGUGGAAGCCCCAAUCAGAAACUCAAUCACCGUCAAAUUCCAGAAAUACCAUCGUUCAGUUUACUAGGAGCGGUAGAUGUUUGGUUGUGGGAGAUGUUGAAGGCAAUGUCCAUGUUUUUUCUCUGGAAGACAUGCCUUUUCCUGCGUUUUUCCAGGAGAAUUUACUUUUCGAAGCUUUGCAGAAAAGUUUGACCACCCAUCCUGAUUUAGUUGACAAACUAAAGAAACUUAGAAAAUCAGGUACUACUGGUUCAGUAGAUGAUAAACACAAAUCUUAGAUUUAUAAGUUUUUACAGUUAUUUAUUGUUGUAUUAAUAGAAAUAAAAGGAUUAUAUUUUGA
Messenger RNA from Sitophilus oryzae (rice weevil), 2360 nucleotides. Its product is annotated as WD repeat-containing protein 78-like. The coding region runs from base 100 to 2298 and encodes 732 amino acids. The record is from RefSeq and is a predicted model, not a curated record. Gene Ontology annotation, biological process: cilium movement. Lineage: Eukaryota; Metazoa; Arthropoda; Insecta; Coleoptera; Curculionidae. The transcript is spliced from 8 exons. Gene Ontology annotation, cellular component: axonemal dynein complex. Gene Ontology annotation, molecular function: dynein light chain binding; dynein heavy chain binding.